Messenger RNA from Ambispora leptoticha, 1353 nucleotides. The record is from the annotation of a GenBank genome assembly. NCBI's taxonomy places the organism in Eukaryota, Fungi, Glomeromycota, Glomeromycetes, Archaeosporales, Ambisporaceae.
AUGAAACUAUCGAGUGGGAUUUUCAGCGGUCGACUAUUCUUAUUGUUACCACUAUUGACGAGCUGGCUUUCGCUAUAUGUGCUAGCCGAUGUCUAUUUACAAGAAAAGUUUUCCGAUGAUACUUGGGAAAAGCGGUGGCUUCAGUCAAAGCAUAAAGAUGACCUCGGUGCAUUCAAAGUCUCUCCUGGCAAGUUUUAUGCUGAUGAGAUAGAGUCGCGUGGGUUACAGACGUCACAACAUGCACGGUUCUAUGCGAUUUCGGCAAAGUUAGAUACACCAAUAGAUAAUACCGAGAAAAACCUAGUGGUUCAAUUCUCGGUUAAACAUGAGCAAAAUAUUGACUGUGGAGGGGGAUAUGUCAAGCUUCUUCCGCCCACAUUUGAUCAAGCUGAUUUCCGUGGUGAUUCAGAAUAUAAUAUUAUGUUUGGGCCUGACAUUUGCGGCGAUUCGCGUAAAGUCCAUUUUAUCAUACACCAUGACGGCGAAAACAAAUUAAUAAAGAAAAAAAUUACCGCGCCCUCUGAUCAAUUGACGCAUUUAUAUACGUUAAUCAUCAAACCAGACCAGACAUACACCGUGUUAAUUGAUUCCAAAGAGGAACAAUCCGGCAAAUUGGAAGAAGAUUUCGAAUUUACGCCUAAACUAAUUGAUGAUCCUGAGGCCAAAAAACCCGAUGAUUGGGUAGAUACCGCAACAAUCGAAGAUUCAACUGAUAAAAAGCCCGAUGAUUGGGUAGAUGGACCAGAAUUAAUAGAUGACCCUGAUGCUACAAAACCCGAAGACUGGGAUGAUGAAAUGAAUGGAGAUUGGGAACCACCACAAAUAGCAAAUCCCGAAUACAAGGGCGUCUGGAAGCCACGUCAUAUACCAAAUCCAGAUUACAAAGGUGAAUGGAAAGCUCCCUUAAUCCCAAACCCCGACUAUAAAGAAGACCCGUUACUUCACGCAUUCAACACUGCGUAUAUUGGCUUCGAUCUAUGGCAAGUCAAAUCCGGCACCAUUUUCGAUAAUAUCCUAAUUACAGAUGACACAGAGUACGCGGAGAAAUUCGCGAAUGAAACAUUCGUGGAGUAUCGUGAAGCCGAACGCGACGCCAAGAAAAAACUUGAUGAAAUUGAGUCAAAGAAAUUUGAAACAGAUGUCGGAGGGAAAAAAGAGGAAAAUGAAGAUGAAAAGGAGGAAGAAGAGGAAAAAGAUAAAGGAAAGAAAGAAGAUAAAUCAUCAAAAGUUGAGGUACCUCUUCCUGACGAAAAAGUACCCGAAAAAUCAGAUGAACCCCCUGCCUCAUCUAAACAAGAAGACGAUGAUGAAUUUGACAAGUUAUUUGCUGAUUUUGAACACGAAGAAUUAUAA